This is a messenger RNA of Pseudoliparis swirei, 1132 nucleotides long. It is a transcript of the gene zar1l, whose product is annotated as zygote arrest 1-like. The transcript has 4 exons. Gene Ontology annotation, cellular component: cytoplasm. Bases 98 to 973 code for a protein of 291 amino acids. NCBI's taxonomy places the organism in Eukaryota, Metazoa, Chordata, Actinopteri, Perciformes, Liparidae. Gene Ontology annotation, molecular function: mRNA base-pairing post-transcriptional repressor activity. Gene Ontology annotation, biological process: translation. The record is from RefSeq and is a predicted model, not a curated record.
GCCCCGUUCCCAAUUAACCAAUUAGUAGACUAUACUGCAAGAAGGCCACUGUUUAAAUCCCAGCUGGAAUGACUUCGACUGGUUUCAUGGCCCCAGCAUGGAGGGGUUCCUGUCUACGUUUCCACCGUACAGCGUCUGCGCGGUCCCGGCUCAGGACAGCGGCUGGGGGAAGCGAGAGGGCCGCUUCAUGAUCCCCAUGCCGGGCCUCAACUACCUGGAGCUCUGCAAGGCCAUCCUGGCCCAGGUGCACCCCGGUGCACCGCCUCCUCCGCUCCAGAAGGCGAACACCCGGGAGUGCGGCGUGCAAGUGAACGCCAAGGUGGAUAAAAUCGUGCAGUGCUCGCUGGGUCCCAAAACGCUGUUCUGCGUGGAGGGCGACCACACCGGGGCCUCGAGGAGCCCCGAGCUCGGCACGCCGGACGGGAAGGCGCUCCACAACACGCCGCUCGGCCAGCUGCGCUUCCGGAGGCCCGUUUCCAUCUACUCGCCGGUGUUCGACCGCCGGCUCUUCUCGAAGCAACUGGAUGACGAAGGAAGCGAAGGAGACUCUGGAGGGAAAGCCGCGGGCGACGAGGCGGCGCACAGCGGCGAGGACCCGGUGGACCCGGUGCGGGACUUCAAGACUACUUUCCCCAGGUCGUUGAAGGGGUCCAACUUUCAGUUCCUGGAGCAGAGGUAUGGCUUUUUCCACUGCAAAAAGUGCAACAUCCGGUGGGAGAGUGCUUAUGUGUGGUGUAUCUCUGGAACCAGUAAGGUUUACUACAAGCAGCUCUGCCGGAAGUGUCAGGUGGGGUUCAACCCCUACAGAGUGGAGUCCAUCCUCUGCAAGGGCUGCUCUCAAACGUGCUGCAGCUGUGAGAAGAAGCAGAGGCACAUCAACAUGAAGAGGCCUCACCGCCAGGACCUCUGCUGCCGCUGCAAGGGCAUGAGGCUGUCUUGUGACGCCACCUACAGCUUCAAAUACAUCGUCUGAACUGCCUGGCAUGCUCGCGCUGGUCUGGGAUCGCCCGUUUCUCAGCGGACAUCCUGAACGUGCCAUGAUCGGAAGUUUCCUCCGCUUACGGACUGAAGAGAUUAAUAUAUGUUCCUGCCGGCGAGUUGAGUGAAUCUGUCUUUGUUGUUAAUCCGAAGC